Molecule: messenger RNA, 5676 nt
Organism: Kazachstania africana CBS 2517
Lineage: Eukaryota; Fungi; Ascomycota; Saccharomycetes; Saccharomycetales; Saccharomycetaceae
Gene: MYO1
Product: myosin 1
Exons: 1
Coding region: 1-5676 (1891 amino acids)
Biological process (GO): vesicle transport along actin filament; actin filament organization
Cellular component (GO): actin cytoskeleton; myosin complex; cytoplasm
Molecular function (GO): ATP binding; microfilament motor activity; actin filament binding
Source: RefSeq, a predicted model, not a curated record
AUGGGUGACCCACAACUAACUUCUAUAUGGGUUCCUCAUGAAACGGAAACUUUCGUUAAGGCUGAAUUUACCAGUAAAAUAUCAAAAAGAAACCCUAGUAAGAAUGUAGAAGAAGAAUUCGCUAACGUUAAGUUAAUAGAUACCAAUGAAAAUAAACAAUUCCCAAUACGUGACGUUCAUCCAGUUAAUCCACCAAGUUUUGAUAAAAUCGAUGACAUGUCCGAAUUAACACAUCUCAAUGAACCUUCUGUUCUUUAUAAUUUGGAGAAUAGAUAUAAAGAUGAUCUUAUCUAUACCUAUUCUGGUCUUUUUCUGGUAGCAAUCAAUCCUUACUCGAAUAUCAAGACCUACAGUCAAGAAUAUAUCGAUCUUUAUAAUGGCUCUUCGAAGGAUGAAAAUAAACCUCAUAUCUUUGCCGUAGCUGAAGAAGCUUAUCAAAAUCUAUUAACCGAAAAGCUAAACCAAUCAAUAUUGGUCACAGGUGAAUCUGGUGCUGGUAAAACGGAAAAUACUAAAAAAAUCUUACAAUAUUUAGCUGCAAUUACUUCAUCUAAAAAUAAAAGCACAAAUGUAUUACAAACGCCAACUUUAGAAAAGGUUGAAGGAUUUGAAAUGAAAAUUUUACAAAGUAAUCCAAUCUUAGAAUCAUUUGGUAAUUCACAAACUGUACGUAAUAAUAAUUCAUCAAGAUUUGGUAAAUUUAUUAAAAUUGAAUUCGAUGAAAGGGGCAAAAUAAAUGGUGCUCAUAUAGAGUGGUACCUACUGGAAAAAUCGAGAGUUGUCAACCAACAUAAAGAGGAGAGGAAUUAUCAUAUAUUCUAUGAAUUCCUCAAUGGUCUCUCCGAAAAUGAACUUCACAGUAAAUAUAAACUUCCAUCAAACUCAAUCUCGGAUUACAAAUAUCUUUCUGCAUCAAACCAUAUUAUUCCUGGAGUUAAUGACAAGGCAAAUUUUGAUGAACUACUAAAAGCUUUUUCAACUGUCGGCUUCUCUCAAGGAGAAGUUGAAGAUAUUUUGAAAAUUAUCUCCAUAACAUUGCACAUAGGCAAUGUUGAAUUUGUUUCAGAAAAGACUGAACAAGCCGCUUUCAAAAAUGAUACAACCGAUUUGACAGAAUUAUUGGGAAUUGAAAACUCUGAAUUUAACACAGCAAUUUUAAAGCCAAAGUCAAAAGCUGGGAAGGAAUGGGUUUCACAAUCGAAAAACGCAACACAAGCUCGCUUCAUUUUAAAUUCACUCUCUAGGACACUUUAUGAACUUCUUUUUUCGCACAUUGUUGAGCGAAUAAACAAGUCACUUGACCAUGGUUCAAUGACAGCCAAUUACAUUGGUCUAUUAGAUAUUGCAGGCUUUGAAAUUUUCAAACAUAACUCUUUUGAACAAUUGUGUAUAAACUACACCAAUGAAAAAUUACAGCAAUUUUUCAAUCACCAUAUGUUUGUUCUCGAGCAAACUGAAUACGUCAAGGAAAAUAUCCAGUGGGAUUACAUCGACUAUGGAAAAGAUUUGCAAUCAACAAUUGAUCUUAUUGAACAGAAACUAUCACCCUCAGGUAUCUUACCAUUAUUAGAUGAGGAGUCUAUUUUACCAAAGUCUACAGAUAACUCCUUCUUCGAAAAAUUGAUAAAUAGUUGGGAAAAGAAAUCUGAUAGGUUCAAACGUUCAAAAUUGGAGCAUUGCUUUGUUUUAAAACAUUAUGCUGGCGAUGUCGAAUAUGACGUAGAAGGAUGGUUGUCUAAAAAUAAGGAUCCCUUAAAUGAAAACCUCUCAAAUGUGUUGUCAAAUUCUAAAAACAAUUUAAUUGCUAAAUUUUUCAAUAAAGACACUACGGACAAUAAAGAUGAUACACCUUCUUCCCACAAGAAUCGUUCACAUGGAAAAUCCCUGAGGACUGCAUCUUCCCGUCAUAGAGAGCAGCAAAUAUAUUUACUUAAUCAACUUAACACUACACACCCUCACUUCGUUCGUUGCAUUAUUCCCAACAACUUGAAGAUGGCCAGAAACUUUGAUCGAAGAUUAAUCUUGGAUCAAUUACGUUGUAACGGUGUCUUGGAAGGAAUAAGAAUUGCUAGAGAAGGUUAUCCUAAUAGAAUUUUUUUCAAGGAGUUUUAUCAAAGAUAUAAUAUUCUCACAUCUGCCGAAGAUGGAAUCACAUUCAAUAAAAGAGACUUCAAAAGGAAUUCACAACUGAUAUUAUCAUCACUAUCUCUAGACCCUAGCCUCUUCAAGGUUGGUAAUACGAAGCUUUUUUUCAAAGCUGGUGUCUUGGCAACGUUGGAGAAUAAGAAAGAGAAUAGAAUUAUGCAGAUAACCUCAUCAUUCAAUUCUGCCAUCAGAGGUUCGAUAGUGAGACGUCAUACUACAAUUCAACAAAGGAAACUAAAAUCUGCCCGUAUAAUUGGGACUACAUUCAGGAAGUACAAUGAAUUAAUGAAUGAUCCUUGGUUCAAUUUAUUCACAAAAGUAAAACCAUUACUUUCUUCUGCACAAGAUAUUUCCAGAGCCAAGAAAUUUAAUGAACAAAUUAAGGAACUGAAAAUUGCCAUUGAAAAGAAAGAACAAGAGAAAAUUAGCAUCUUAGAUUUACAUAAAGAUGUUUCUAAUGAAUUGAGGGAGGUACGACAGUUGCUACAACAAGAAUCGGAGAACUUAGAGGAGAAAGAGAAAUUAUUAGCUGACAAUGAAACGAAAAGAAUUAUCCUAGAGAAAGAAUUAGAGAAAGAAUUAGAGCUAAAGGAGCUGCAUGAAACGAAGCAGAAAAAAUCAGUCCAAGAAUAUGAGUCCCUUCAAGAGCAAAUUAUUUCAACGAAAAACCUGUUAUCGGAAAAGGAAGACUGUAUUAGUAACCUAACGUCCAAAAACAAAGUGCUACUUGAUGAUAUUGCCAAAUUGAAGUCUCUCAGCUCCUCAAAGACAUCCGAGUAUGAGAACCUAAUAUCUGAAAAUGAGAAGCUGGUGAAAAAACUGGAAGAAUUAGAGCGUAUUGAACAAGAGAAGCAAUCAGAGAUUGAUACUUUACAGAAAAAGUUGAACAGCUCCAAACAAAAUCUCGACAUCAAGCUUGUCACUCUGGAAAAAAAUUGUAAUGCUGCUAUGUCAAGAUUACAAGGUUUAGUUAAUGAAAAUAUUAGUUUACGUUCAGACAUAGACAGUCUCAAAAAGGAGAAACAGAAAAUUGAUCUGCUUUUAUCAAAAAAAGUCACUGAGGUUGAAAGGUUGAGUAACAAAAUUGAAAAUAAUUACAAAGAGAUGGAAGCAGUUUCCAAGCAACGCGAUACCGUUGUCUCAGAGCAUGAUAAACUAGGAAAGGAGCUAAAAGAGGCCAAUCAAAAAUAUCUAGACAUGAAACAAAAAUAUGAAGAGUUGGAGGGGAGCUUUACUGCCUUACAAAAACGUUUUUCUAAUGAUGAGAAACAAAAUGAACAGUCAAAGGGGGCAAGCUCAAAAAUUGAAACUUUAGAAAACCGUCUUAACCAGGAAAUAUCCUUGAACACUUACCUGACUAGCAGGCUCUCUUCAACUAGAAAUAAUGAGAAUAUUGAUGAUAGCAUCUUGCUUGGCGGAUCUGACAUGAAGGAAGAGAAUCUCAUUGAAAAGUAUAUGGAAAUGAAAAUUAAGCUGAAAGAAACAAGUAGAUUGCUUGAAGAAGAAAUAAAUGAAAGGAAGAAUUUAAUCUCAAGAUUAAGUUUUACUGAGACGAGACUAGCGUCUUCUUCAUUUGAUUUCCAACAAGCGAGAGCACAAGUGAAAAAACUUAAAGAAAUUAUUGAAAAAUCGGGAAUAGAAGUUGAUAUAGAUUUUGAUUUAAGCAAAAUCUCAACAAAAGAUGAUGUGAACAUCGAAAAACUAAUUCUUGAAGUACAAUACUUGAAGAGACAGCUAGAUGUUGAAACUAAAGCACAUUAUGAUGCUGAAAAUGUUGCUGCUGCCCUACACGAAAAAUUCACAAAAAUUCAAAGAGUAGACUCAUCUUCUGACAUCUAUAAAUUGAAGUUUGAGGCCAGCGAGCAAAAAGUGAAAUCCCUAGAAAAUAAAAUCAAGCAUAUGCCUCUGAAAGAUAGAACCAAUCUACAGUCGAGUGGAGAAAUCUUCAGAAACAGAAAGGAAUAUUCCAAAAUUGAUGAAGAAUUAAAAGCUUAUAAAUUUGAAAACUAUAAAUUACAGGAGCAUGUUGAUGAAUCAUAUAACCUCAUUAAUAAAUUAAAUUUUGAGAUGAAACAGGCAUCUUCCAAGGAAGCCUUACUGAAUGAACAGAUACAGAUGUUAGCAAAAGACUUGGAGGGAACAGAAAGGCAGAAAGAACUGUUUGCUAACACUGUAAAACAACAGAAAGCACAGUAUGAAAGCUGCCUCAAUGAUUUGCAUGAAAAUGAAAAGCAGCUAAAAGAUUACAUCAAUGCGUUGAUGCAAGCUGAAGAAGAUAUUAAGAGUAUGACUGAGAUUAUUGAAAAAUUGAAAGCCCAAAAUAAGCAGAAAGACAAAGCAAUCUGGGAGAAAGAAACAGCAAAAAACGAUCUGGAAAUGAAACUUCAAGAGUGUGAAUUGGAGCUGAAAAGGAUACAAGGGAUUAACAAAAUGCUAACGUCGGAUUUAUCUCAUUUUAAGGAGAGGGUAGCAGAAGCAACAGAUACCUCACAAUAUGAAAAUGAAAUAAAAGAACUAAAGGAUCAAUUAGAUAUGGGUUUUAAGACCGAGAGUUCAUUGAGAAAGGAAAUUUCUACGUUGAACUACAAAUUGGAAACGUUGAAUAAUGAUUAUGAAGCCAAAAUAUCGGAUCUUCUAAAGCAAAAUGAACACUAUGCGAGAGUCACAGAGACUUUGAAUAAUGAAAAGGAUGAAACUAUUGCCUCUAAAGUUGAAUUGAGUAAAGAAUACCAGGCACUAUUGUUGAGGUCUAAUGAUCUGUCAUCAAACGUGGAAUUGCUAAUAAACGAAAAUGGUCGACUUAAGUCAGAGCUUGAAAGUUCAAGGGACGCAAUAACGAAGUCGAGUGCAGAAUUCGGUGAACUUUCUCAGGAAAAAGAGGACAUUUUAAAUAAGAUGAAAUAUUUAGAAGAAACCCUGGAACUGCAGAAAGAACAAAGCGAAAGAAAUGAAGAGCUGGUUCAAAACCUUCAAAAAGACAUCAAUUAUUUCAGAGAGAAGUAUGAUAAUGAAAAACAAAAGAAUAUCAAUCUCUUCGAGGAAAAUCAGACUUUGGUCAGGCAAAGUGAACAGCUUGGUUCUAAACUCCAAAGUUUGAAUGAGAAGUUAUCUGAUACACGUGAGAAGGAUGCUUGGUUGUCGAAGAUUAGCGAAUUAGAGGAAAUGCUAUCUUCUGAAACAGAUGAGAAGUAUAACCUACUAAAAGGCCUAAAGAGCCAAGAACGUGCUAUUCAAGAAUUGGAAGAAAAAAAUAUGAAACAAGCAGAUGUCAUUAACCUUGCUAAUGAAGAUAGAAAGCAAUUUGAAAUUAGUGUAGUGCAGUAUAACGAACAACUUGGACAACUAGAGAAUCUUGUGUCACAACAAGAACUACAAAUGAAAAAGGCUACUAGGGAAAACACUUUAUAUCAAGAUAAAAUACAAGAACUAGAGAGAGAAAUUGCAUUUUGGAGAGAGAGAUAUGAUAAAAACAAUGCAAAUAAUGAACAACAGCAAAAUUCGGCGUUUCAAACGGAGGAAAUUAUGAGCUAA